CAUAACACAUGUUCACUUUACAACCAAUUAUAAUGGUUGGCAGUGCAUUAGCAUAACCCAUCUCUUCAUGGCUCUUUUCACUCCCACAGCUACUCUUCCAUUCAAAUGUGUAACUGAUUCCAACCCUUCAAAGCCAAAUCCUCUAUUCUCAUCCUCACGACCAAAAUUGAACACCACACACCUCAUAUUACAAGUAGGUGAUUCUGGCAAGUGGAGGAACAUGGUUUCAUUUUUCCCAGGUUUUCUCACUAAAGGCAAAGAUGUUCAGAGCCUCAAGUUGGAGCUCUUUGAAACAAUUGCACCCCUUGAUCGAGGUGCCGAGGCUACUCCUGAGAACCAACAACGUGUGGACCAGAUUGCUAGUAAACUUGAAGCUGUGAAUCGUGUUAAGGAGCCUCUCAAGUCUGAUUUGCUCAAUGGGAAAUGGGAGCUUUUGUAUACAACAUCUCAAUCAAUUCUGCAAACACAGAGACCAAAAUUCUUGCGACCAAAUGGAAAGAUCUAUCAGGCAAUUAAUGUGGAUACAUUGAGAGCUCAAAAUAUAGAAACUUGGCCGUUCUACAACCAGGCCAUUGCGAAUUUAGUGCCUCUUAACUCGAGAAGGGUGGCUGUCAAGUUUGACUUCUUCAAGAUAGCUAGUCUGAUACCUAUUAAAUCACCUGGGAGUGGUCGUGGUCAGUUGGAAAUUACUUAUUUAGAUGAAGAUUUACGAAUAUCAAGAGGUAAUAGAGGUAAUCUGUUCAUCUUGAAAAUGGUGGAUCCAUCCUAUAGAGUCCCUCUUUGACGUGGAUUCUCCAAGAAUCGUUCGUGGUGUCUUCAAUCUUCACUUUUCUGGCAUGAAGUAAAGCUAUCCCUGAGCCAAAACAAAAUUCAAGUCAAGAAGUGGUCCACUUUGUCUGUCUAGAAUUUCUGCCAGUUUAUGCUUUCUUUCUACUGUAUCAUGUAUAUUUUUUUUGUUAAAAUUUUAAAACAUUUACAUAUAUUAAUCGACCCAACUUAUGUAAUCAAACUAAACUAUAUUUAAAAAUAAUGUAAAAUCCAUUUGAUAAUAUUUAAA
Messenger RNA from Cajanus cajan (pigeon pea), 1057 nucleotides. Its product is annotated as putative plastid-lipid-associated protein 4, chloroplastic. The record is from RefSeq and is a predicted model, not a curated record. NCBI's taxonomy places the organism in Eukaryota, Viridiplantae, Streptophyta, Magnoliopsida, Fabales, Fabaceae.